Messenger RNA from Metarhizium album ARSEF 1941, 1089 nucleotides. RefSeq names its product serine family amino acid catabolism-related protein. The transcript has 2 exons. Gene Ontology annotation, molecular function: threonine deaminase activity; L-serine ammonia-lyase activity. Lineage: Eukaryota; Fungi; Ascomycota; Sordariomycetes; Hypocreales; Clavicipitaceae. Gene Ontology annotation, biological process: L-threonine catabolic process; L-serine catabolic process. The record is from RefSeq and is a predicted model, not a curated record. Bases 1 to 1089 code for a protein of 362 amino acids.
AUGACCGUCAAGACAGCCAGCCACGCCAAGAUCCCCUGGAUCGAAACGCCUCUCGUCAGGUCGGCCGCCCUGAGCGCCGCCGCCGGGUGUAACGUCUUCCUCAAACUUGAGAAUCUCCAGCCAGCGGGGUCGUUCAAGUCCCGCGGCAUAGGCAAUUACCUCGUCUGCCAGCUCGCCGCCGCCCAAGCUGCGGGCACCCGCGCAGGCUCCAGGCCACACUUUUACUGCUCAUCCGGCGGCAACGCUGGCCUCGCCUGCGUCCAUGGUGCAAUCACCCUCGGCUGCGAGGCAACCAUUGUGGUCCCCCUCAGCACGACGCCCUACAUGGUAGGCAGGCUACGGGAGGCCGGUGCUACAGAGGUCAUCCAGCAGGGUGCGUCGUGGCAAGAGGCGGACCAUUACCUGACCGAGGCCCUCAUGAGGGAUGCGAGGGCGAGAGGUGAGACGGCCGUGUACGUGCCUCCCUUUGAUGCGCAGCAGAUCUGGGAUGGGAAUGCAGGCAUCACGAGGGAGAUUGUGAGGCAACUACCUUCCGCAGAGAGGCACUAUGCCACCAGUGACGCCGCCGAGGACGGGGAUGCAGACUUGGGCGUGUCGGCGCCCAGAGUCGAUGCCAUUGUGUGUAGUGUCGGCGGGGGCGGGUUGUUGGCCGGCAUCGUGCAGGGCCUUGACGAGCUCAAGCUGGAGAAAACGACCGUGAUUGCUGUCGAAACCGACGGCGCCGACUCGCUUUCCCGGGCUCUCUCCGGAGGGGAACUGGUCACCUUGCCGGCAAUCACGAGUCUAGCCACGAGCCUGGGCGCAAGACGAGUCUGUCAAAGGGCUUUCGAGUAUGGCAUGAGAGACACCGUGGCCAGUCUUGUUCUGCCUGACUCGGAAGCCAUCAGCGCGUGCAGGCGGUUCUUGGAUGAGGAGCGUCUGCUGGUAGAACUGGCCUGCGGGGUGUGUCCCGCGGUUUGCUACAGCGGACAGCUUGAGAAGCUGGUUCCGGGAUUCAGCGCGAAUAGUGUGGUGGUGUUGAUUAUUUGCGGCGGGAGCAAUAUCUCGCUCGAGAUGAUGGACAGGUACCCGAGUGAGCAGGCGAGUUAG